UUGGCGAUUCUCCAGAUUGGUUAUCUGUCGGCAACAUCGUCACGAAAUUCCCACACAAAACCGGUUCAGUGGGAUCAGCUUCGCGGCGUCGAUGCCCUGAUAUUAACUUCUGUUUGUCGUUUUCCAGAACACAACCCAGAAACAUCGGUGUGCAAUGCGUUUGCAGUGAUCGCCGAUACACUGAAAAGGAACGGAUCAGUGCUAAUGCCAAUCUGUCCAACUGGUAUCGUCUACGAUCUUCUUGAAGUAAUUUCGGCGCAACUUGAUCAGCAUGAUGUCUCAGUGGAUGUACCCGUGUAUUUUAUUUCUCCAGUAGCCGAGAGUACAUUGGCAUAUUCGAAUAUCUAUGCGGAAUGGCUAUCAGAGAAGAAGCAAAACAUGGUAAACAUACCGGAAGAACCAUUCAAACACGGAGUGCAUGAUGUCUCAGUGGAUGUUCCCGUGUAUUUUAUUUCUCCAGUAGCCGAGAGUACAUUGGCAUAUUCAAAUAUCUAUGCGGAAUGGCUAUCAGAGAAGAAGCAAAACAUGGUGAACAUACCGGAAGAACCAUUCAAACACGGGGUGGUAGGUUUUUAG
Gongylonema pulchrum is the source of this 576-nucleotide messenger RNA. The record is from the annotation of a GenBank genome assembly. NCBI's taxonomy places the organism in Eukaryota, Metazoa, Nematoda, Chromadorea, Rhabditida, Gongylonematidae.